AUGUAUGAAAAUUCUAGUGAUUAUUCCUCAGUGUUAAACGAAACAAAAACUUCUCAAGAUUACGCAUUCGAUUGGUCAGUUUUAAUUGAUGCAGAUCUUGAAUUUAUUAAUCCAGAAGUAAAGAAAAAAUCCCACAUUCAUUGUGUCUUUUCGCGUGUCUACAUUGACGAUAUGGAUCUGUUACGUCAAGGCGAUGAUGAUGGAGAAUUUGUUGCUGAUGAAAGUGAAUCAAAAGAGGAUUUAUUAGAAGAGCAAAUUCAAGAAGUUUCAACAAAUAUGCAAAAGGACGAAGAUGUCAAAAAAGAAAAAUUACAUGAUGAAAUUAAUUGUUCAAAUGAUGUUCGUAGUUUUGGAUUCGCAACUGGCUUUGAUUUAAAUGGAGAAACUUUUUAUAAGAAAAAAAUUAAUGGUAGUGAAGAUGGAAGUGAAAGUAGUAAAUUCAGUGCUGGAAUUCUUGAUUUUGCAAAAUUUUGGCAAAAUGAAGACUGCAAAAGAUUUUCUGGAUUUGAAGGGAAAAAACGGAAAAAAGCAAAGGCAAGAACAUCAUCAUCUUUAUCGGCAACUACAAGUUCUGUACAAAUAUCUGGCACAGCUAGUAAAGUAGAAUCAAAUACUUCUUUAAUUGAAGGUUCAGAAGAUUCUUUGUCUAUAAACAUUUCUAUGGAAAAAUUGAAUUUUGAGGAUAAAUUAAAUUUUGAUUUUGCUUUUGAUCCAAAACGAGAUAGAAAAUUGGUGGCUAAAAGGGCUCGCAAAUAUUUUUCUGAUGAUAAGGAAAUGAUGAAAUAUUGGUUUCAACGUUAUCGUUACUUUACUAAAUUGGAUGAGGGAAUUUUGUUAGAUCGUGAAGCCUAG
This is a messenger RNA of Meloidogyne enterolobii, 852 nucleotides long. The record is from the annotation of a GenBank genome assembly. Lineage: Eukaryota; Metazoa; Nematoda; Chromadorea; Rhabditida; Meloidogynidae.